Messenger RNA from Ochotona curzoniae (black-lipped pika), 930 nucleotides. RefSeq names its product basic proline-rich protein-like. NCBI's taxonomy places the organism in Eukaryota, Metazoa, Chordata, Mammalia, Lagomorpha, Ochotonidae. The transcript is spliced from 2 exons. Bases 1 to 930 code for a protein of 309 amino acids. The record is from RefSeq and is a predicted model, not a curated record.
AUGAAGAGCAAUCAGAAAGAGCGACACUUGGAAGUAACGGGAAGCCGGAAGGUUUCAAGGCAAACUGACAGUUGCCCCAUCUUCCACCGAGACUACUUCUGCCCCCCAGUAGAGGAAGUGCCAAAGUCUGAGAGAAACCCCGGGCAGAAGCUGGGAUCACCGGGGAAUUUCAAGGUUUGGGUUCCUGGUAAGAUCUCCCCGGACCCCUCUCAGGAACCAGAAGAACGGCAUCUCCAACUCGUAACUUCUCAGCCACGGGCUCUCCACUGCAACUUCUGUCCCACCAGGCCUCCUCCUAGCGAGCUGUGCGGAGGCCCGAGGAGGAGGAGCCCGGCGAGGGGCCCACGAGGCGGCCGUCACCUCGAGGCGUGCGCUCGGCCCCCAUCCCUCCGGGCCCGGGAGGCCGAAGGGCGGAGCGCUCCGCCCCACGCGGGGCCCUGGGCGGUGUCUGCGCCCGGGUCUCGCCGCUCACCCGCCUCGUCCCCCUACCUGACUCGGCCGCCGCCGCCGCCGCCAGCGCGCUCCCAGCCCUCGGGGUCGGAGGAGGUGGAGGAUGCGAUUCGGGACCGGGAGACGGCAGGCCAGGGGAGAGGAGGGCCCGAGGCUGCACGCACUAGUACACGCCGGGCUCGGGAGAAACUUUCUCCGUUACCGGCCCCGCCACGGCCGCCAUGCUUCCGCCGCGGGGGCCGCGACGGUACGGAGCGCCGCCGGGGACACACGGCGCAGAGCGCUUCGUUCCCGAGGUCCGGCCCUCCUCCCUGCCCAGAGCCGCGCGCAGGGCCCGGGCCGCAGGUGCUGCAGCUCCGGCUCCGGGGACAGCCGCCCCACCUCCGGCCCAAGAUCCCCCAGGACCUGGAACCGGCGGAGGCAAAUAGGGAAUCGGAAAGGCCACCAAGAAUCAGACCGAAAUGUCCAGCCGGCAUCUAG